Messenger RNA from Naegleria lovaniensis, 534 nucleotides. RefSeq lists its product as uncharacterized. The record is from RefSeq and is a predicted model, not a curated record. Gene Ontology annotation, cellular component: Golgi apparatus; endosome. Bases 1 to 534 code for a protein of 177 amino acids. The transcript has 2 exons. Gene Ontology annotation, molecular function: GTP binding; GTPase activity. Lineage: Eukaryota; Heterolobosea; Eutetramitea; Acrasida; Naegleriidae.
AUGAUCAAAAAUGUCAUUCAAAGUUCUUCUUCAUCGGAAUUGAUCGAAAUCAUGACUACCAACAAUUGUCAAAAUGACCUAUUCAACCAUUCCAACAAACAUAAUGACCACUCUCUGCUCAUGAACGGAUUCAUACAUAAAAUGAGAGAACGAACGAAAAUAUUUCCAAAUAUUUACGAUUAUGAGGUGAAAGUGAUUAUACUUGGUGAGAGACGUGUAGGAAAAUCAAGGUUCAUGUAUCGAUUGCAACAUGACAAAUUUCUGGCAAGUGACGCCAAAAACGAUGACUUUGGUUUCGGUUUGUGCUCAAAAAUAGUUAUCAAUCAAAGAAGACAAUAUGUCAAAGGAGUUAUAUGGAGCUGUAGUUUUGAAUCAUCUGCCUAUUUCAAGAAUGCGGAUGGUGUGAUUCUCAUGUUUGAUUUAACUAGGAAAAGUAGUUUUGACGAUUUAUAUAAAAGCGUCCACAAGAUGAAAGAAUUCUGCAUUCCCAAUGUGAAAUGUAUUUUACUAUAUGUCAGGAAAUCCAAAAUGUGA